Molecule: messenger RNA, 5592 nt
Organism: Triplophysa dalaica
Lineage: Eukaryota; Metazoa; Chordata; Actinopteri; Cypriniformes; Nemacheilidae
Gene: map3k3
Product: mitogen-activated protein kinase kinase kinase 3
Exons: 17
Coding region: 1459-3321 (620 amino acids)
Biological process (GO): protein phosphorylation
Molecular function (GO): protein binding; protein kinase activity; ATP binding
Source: RefSeq, a predicted model, not a curated record
CAGCGCGCCCCCGAGCGUACGCAACGUCUGAACUACAGUUGUAGUCUUGAACAUGUUAUGGAAAUUAAUAAGGCAAUGCGAUACAUUUUUGUCACGGACGACGAUGAAAAAAGUCGCGAAAACAAGUUUAUUUAUGCACGUGCAUUGACGUGAUUAACUUUUGGCUGGUUUUGAAGGAAGCGAGUUUAUGGGUUCCGGUGACGAAUUGGCUUUCACUGUCAGGAAACUCGCUGCGCUAAAGGUUCAUUCUAGCAUCUGCCGUUCUUCAUCUUGACGAGAUUUAUUUCGCUUUACGGUCUAUUCUCUCUCAUAAUGUCACCCGUAUAACUUCAGCGGCCUUUGGGAAGCAUAUUUUCGACGAGUUUCAACUUCCAUGUCACAGACAUAAACGGAAAGCGGAAUUUGUUCUCGAAGUUCAAGUAGCGCUGGCUGUAAUGCGCACCAUUUCUUUUGUCCACAACAUCUGCAGUGGGAUUUAUGUGUUGUUCUCCUAACAUAUAUAUUUUUUCGACUUCGCCUCGAUAAAGUGGAUACACGAAUGAGUUUUUCAAAGUCACAUGCCUUCAUUCAAAACUUUUUGUCGCAUUAUAAUGCGGAGAUGUUGCAUGCAUCGAGCUGACGGCUUGUUUUCUUUUUCAUGUGGUUGUACAAACGUAUUACCCACAUGUGUUGGAUUAAUACACAUGUUCGGACAAAUGUUGAGCCACUUUUUACUCAGAAAGUGAAAACGACACGUUCAUCCAGUGAACUGGCCAGACACACCGACGGAGGAAAAAAAAGAUGCAUACUUAGCAGGAAAAGAAGCCAUCAAAAUGACGGAAAUCGCUUCGUCCUUUUCCUCUCGUCUGCAUUUACAAAUGGAUUUCAUCAAAGAAAUUCGCUUACAUUAGUGUUGACUUUUUGCAGUUUUCUUGGCAUAUUUAUUUCAUACUUUUUCGUACGAUAGUUAUGUUGUCUACGCAAAUCUAUAAUGAUCGAGCCAAUGACGUUUACCCUUUAUGAACUAUUAGACAAUGUUUUCUUUGUCGCUUCAUGAACUACCGCAUUAUAUACUGUUACUUUAACUCUCAGAAUAUACAGGUGAUUUUGUGUUUAAGAGGCAUCUCCCUGGUUUAAGAAGUAAACCAUCUCUUUAUACCCAUCUGGAGAUCAAAUUCACGGAUGAAAUGGGAGACCCUCGGGUGUCCGCGCACCUGGAGGCGCUUCAGCGAUGACAGCAGCACGUCAACAUCGCCCCGCAGGUGGAAGGACUGGAUACUUGUUGAUCGUCACAUUUUAUUAACUGUGAUUAUAGCGAUAAAGUAAUCGUAUCGAGAUUUCGAGGGAAGACUCACCUGUGUGGAGGCAGAAGACUUGUCACCUGUACUUCACCCACAGCUCAGGCCAUUGAUGGGUGACACAAGAGGACAGUGUGUUUGAGGACCUCAGAACAAGAGCAGACACCUUCAAACAGCCAAAAUGAAUGAGAGACAGGCUCUCCAUUCAAUUAUGAAGGAUCUGGUGGCCCUGCAGAUGACCAGGCGCCAGCCUUCGGCGCCCUACGACACGGCAAAACCCAAACCUGUCAGCAAUGCCAGCUCUUCCAAAAGAAUGGAUGAUGUCAGAAUUAAGUUUGAAUUCUGUGGAGAAAGAAGGAUUCUGAUGUUCGGGCGGCCUGUGCAGUUUGAGGAAAUCCAGCAGAAAGUCAAAACAUACUUCGGUCAGCAGUUAGACCUGCAUUAUAUGAAUAAUGAGCUCUCGAUCCCCCUGCGCAGUCAGGAUGACUUGGAUAAAGCCAUUGAUCUGUUGGACCGCAGCUCAAACAUGAAGAGCAUUAAGAUCAUGCUGUUGACACAGGAACAAAGCAAUGCCUCUGCUCCAUCUCAACACACAGCGUGUAAGCAGGUUCGCAUUAAAACCUCGCAGUCCACAGGCGAUGUCAGUACGGCGUACCAGUCCUCAGAACCCAGAGGACGCCACCACUCCACCAGCUCUCAGAACACUGGCCGAAGUUCUCCGCCCCCUGGUUACGUUCCUGAGCGCCAACAGAGAAUUGCACGUCAGGGAUCAUACACCAGUAUCAAUAGCGAGGGGGAGUUCAUACCGGAAACCAGCGACCAGUGUGUACUGGAUCCCUGGAGCAGUGCAGAAAACUCUGUGUCUGGCAGCUGUCAAUCUCUGGAUAGCAACUCUGACAGCCCCUCACUCAGGAAACCUCGUUCGCACAGGGUUAAGAGUUACCCUGACAACCGGCAGGACUGUGCAGACCGGGAAAACCAUGUUUAUGAUAAGAUUGUGGGGAAGGGAGGGACAUACCCCCGGAGGUAUCACGUGUCCCUUCAUCAUAAAGACCACAGUGAAGGUCGGCGGACAUUUCCUCGGAUCCGUCGUCCUCAUGGUAACUUGUUCACCUUGGUGCCGUCAAGGCGAUCGCUGAACGGCAGUGAGGAGAGUGUGGGAAGCUGGCAGUUGGUUGAUGCUCAAGCCAGACUCCGCCCACAGGACCGCCCAGUCCCUCUUAAGUCCCCUACAGCUCCAAUGACGUGGCGCAGAGGGAAGCUGCUAGGUCAGGGGGCUUUUGGGAGGGUGUAUCUAUGCUAUGAUGUGGACACAGGGAGAGAACUGGCAGCAAAACAGGUUCAUUUUGACCCUGCCAGUCCAGAGACAAGCAAGGAGGUGAGCGCGUUGGAGUGUGAGAUACAGCUGUUGAAGAACCUGCACCAUGAGCGAAUAGUCCAGUACUACGGUUGCCUUAGAGACCACAAUGAGAAAACUCUGACUAUUUUUAUGGAGUAUAUGCCGGGGGGCUCAGUCAAAGACCAGCUGAAGGCCUAUGGGGCUUUGACAGAAAAUGUGACGCGUAAAUACACCAGACAGAUCCUGGAGGGCAUGUCCUACCUGCACAGCAACAUGAUAGUCCACAGGGACAUUAAAGGUGCCAACAUCCUGCGGGACUCAGCGGGUAACGUGAAGCUGGGAGAUUUUGGCGCCAGUAAGCGCCUUCAAACCAUUUGCAUGUCCAGCACUGGGGUCCGUUCUGUUACCGGGACGCCAUACUGGAUGAGCCCGGAGGUCAUUAGUGGAGAGGGGUACGGUCGGAAGGCUGACGUCUGGAGUCUCGGCUGCACGGUGGUGGAGAUGUUGACGGAAAAGCCGCCGUGGGCUGAAUACGAGGCAAUGGCAGCCAUAUUUAAAAUCGCAACUCAGCCCACCAACCCCCAGCUUCCCUCUCACAUCUCUGAACACACACGCGACUUCAUCCGCUGCAUCUUCGUGGAGGCCAAGUACCGACCAAGCGCAGAAGAGCUGCUCAGACAUCCCAUCUCCCAGAUAUUGUGCUGAGGAGUACAUCAAGCUGCCUCCACGAGUUAAAGACUCAGAGGAAUGAGGAUCCCUCCUAAGGACUCAAGCCAUGAUAAGAUGAGGAUCAAAGGAAUCUACUUUUCCAGAGCAUGUGGUGUGUUUGCACCCAAUCAGCUGCUUCCAGGAUGAGGUCACAAAAGUUUUUCCUGUUACGAUGUCUGCAACAGCAGGGGGCACUACAGGAUGGCUCUGUGUUGCAACAUGAAUUUCAAGGAAUAAACAGAUUGAUGGUAUCACUUAACAGUAGAAAAAACAAAUAUGAUACUGUUUGGAAAUGGACAUUGGAGCUGCUUUAAACUGCACUCUUUAUUGCAAUAACUGCCAAAUUUGCCUUUUAAAGUUUUAUCUCAAUGACCCUGGAAUGAGUGUUUAAAGCAGACAGCUUUGGUCCUGGAAGGUUAGUUUCUAAUAAAUCACACUGACAGCUGCUUGUAAUUCAUAUAAAGUGAUACUGGAGGUAUUGUUGGGGAUUAACCCGUGCAGGGCAGUGACUCUUCAGAGUCGAAUUGCCCUGUUUGGCACUGUCCUUACCAAAAGAAUGAUGUUAUUACACCCUAUUUCCUCUUUAUACAGAAGUUGCAGCCAUCAUCCCUGUGGUCUUGUUGUUUAAGUCUCUGUGAUUCCAGCCAUUUAGUGUUACAGGAAACCUAAUAAUUGUGUCUUGGUCAUAUGGAAGGUCAUAUGCAAGUCAGUGCAUUUUUUGCACUGGAAUUUAUAAAUGUUUGGACUUUGGAUUGCUUGAGGGUAAAUUGCUUAUCACAGAAUUUUACUUCUUCGGUAAGUCCCUCGGUUUUAGUCCGUUACAGAAUGCAGCUAACUGAAGUGUUCUGACCUCAUUUCAGACGCAGAUGUCUGAUGUGUUAUAUUGUUAAAGUGAAUAAGUUUAUACCAUUAAUGUGCCUUGUGUUGCAGUAUGGCCUCCUUUCCUGUAGAGGGCAGCAGUAAAGUACUUACGAUGCAGCUAUUUUCACUAAUAAUAUUCUCUUGAAGAGAUUCCCAUGGGGAAGAAAUGUUAAAUUGGGAAUCUUGUAAGGUAUUUUGUAGUUGAACUGAUUAUUUUCUGGGUGGUGAGAUGUUGAGAGCAUAUUUGGAUGUAUAUUAGUUUUCUCUCCAACCCAGCCAAAGGAAACGUCUAUAUUAAGUGUUGUGCCUUAAGCAUUAGUAUGGCAGUAUAUUAGACUCAUUUGGAUCAAAUGCACUUUUGUUAAAUGAAUGUUGAAUAUGCCAAACCUUCUAAUUUGUUACACAGAAUGUGAAGCUUUUCACUUAUUUAUAUCCCUAUGUCCGGUCAUUUUUAUGUAUGAAUAUAUAUGUGUAUAAAUCUAUUUUUGUAUUGUGACUCCAGACCAUUUGAAAUCGAAUUGUGCUUUAGAAACAGAAGAUGAGUCACACAACAUUGUUAGAAACAAAAUAAUUGUAAAAGCAGCUGGUUUUGCAUAGACUACAACAUGAUUUUACAUGUGCUUAUUUCUGGCUGGAAAAUGAGCUCUGCCGAUUUAUUUUAGUGCCUGAUCUGUGCAAGUCAAGAUUCUUGUGUUUGUGUGUGUCUAUUUCUGAUUCUGUAUCUGCUUUUCACCCAAAGAAAAUAGCGAAAUCUGAAGCAAACAGGACUUGAUGCAAGUUUUAGUGCAUCAUUCUAAAAUACAUACACACAUAUAUUCACAAUGGCUGCCACUUAAGAAUGACUUGCACAGACUUUUUGUCUGUUAUUCAAAGUUUUAGUAUAUGAAAGAACUUAAGAAGAGGUGUAAAAGAAAAGGUGUAGAAUGAGAUUAAUGAUGGUAUUAUGCAUGUAUUUCAGAAUUGUCAGAAUGUGGUAGUGUACUUAUAUGGAAUGUGAAUGAAAGGUAUUGCUCAAGUGAAAGGGUGGGUUGAUGCCAGGGAGUGAAUUUCCACUCAGUAUGACGACUUUGUUUAGCUUAGGGUUUGAAAUGUGUGCAUUGUAUCAACACUCCAACAUUGACCGCUGGACAAUUUUUAUUGUUCUUUGAAAAGUAUUUUUGUCUCUGAAACAGGAACGAUCAAAACAUUAAAUGGCUGCUAGUUUUAAGGCAGCUAGAAAUCAGUAUUGUACAAAACAUCCAGUCUCAGAGAAAUGUCACAGUUGGUAUAGUUCAGAACCCUGGGAUAAGCAAAAGAACCAAUAGAUAGAUAUACAGUAUAUGUUUAUGGUUAUGUAUCUUGACGUGAGACUUGCAGUGCAAAGUCCAGUGUAUCGAUUGUUUUCAAAUAAAAUAAUAUGCACAAUAA